GAGAAAAGCUUCGGUUUCUGUAUAUAUCUCUUUUUAUUCCUCUUAUUUUGGUACUUAAAACCUCCUAUUUACGGAAAUGUCUGCUAAAGACGAAGGAGAAGCUGUCGUAGGAGAAAAGGAGGGUGAAACAGUUAAAGAAAAAAGUGAGGAGAAUAACGAAAACGAAGAUGUAAAAGAUGAAGAAGGUUCUGAGGAAAAAGGUGAACAGAAUGACGAGCAAAACGACGAAGUAAAUAUAGAAAAACAACAAGAAAAUACAAAUCCCGACGAGGUGAAAGAAGAGGAUGAUGAGGCACAGACAGCACUUCUGCCAAAAUCCGAUGAACCUAUAGAACAGACGGAAACUUCAGCUCAAACCGAUGGUAAAAUUACACCUGAUAAAGCAAGUGAAGUAACAAGUCAGUCGAAAGAGGCUGCAUCGAUGGCAACAGCGUCUGUCAGUGAACCUAAUUUAGUAGCGCCACCGGCUUCUCAGAUCGAUUUGUCGUCUUCUGCCGCCGAAGGAGGGACUAAGAAGCCUGUAGAAAGCCAUGAUAUCAAAGUGAAAUUUGUGAUAAUGCCAGAGGGUGAGAUCAUUAACAUGACUUGUAAUACCAAGCAGACUAUAUUAGACCUGAGGAAACAUUUAUCAUCAGAGGUUGGACAGCCAGCAGACAUAAUACUUAUGAUGCAUGAAGACAAAUUGCUGGAUGAUACUGGACUACUUUCUGACUUGGGUGCUCAACUUGGGCAGACAUUACAAAUAGAGCUGCAAUCUAGUGAUCCCAUCAACAACCCUCUACGAGUUAAGCCAGCUGCCAAGACGCCAACCAAAUUACCACCUGUCAUUAACGUAAAGGCUGAAAGUAAUGGUAAACCAGUAGAAAUCAAAGUACAUAUUGUCCAAGAAGACAGAAAAAAGCCAUUCAUUGGGGGCUACAAACAUAGGCUGACAGGCACAGAAUAUCAUAAUGCAACUGCUCAGACAGUACCUAAGAUAAGAGUUCCAUCACCAGUUGAAUGUUUCCAUCGAGACACCCAGACAUACAAAAUGAGGAACAGACUUCAACAGACAACAAAUACAACCUCUACACAGAUGACAAAGGAUGGUUGUUAUGUUUCUAAUAUUACAGACAAGGUUGUUAUCCCAGGAAAAUAUGAAACAGCAGAAGACUACCAUAAUAAGAGACUGGAAAAGGUGAUUAUCCUGCAGACAUACUGGAGAAGGUGGCUGGCAAUAAAAUAUGUACAGAACCUUAAAAGAGACCAACAUAUAAGGCAAGAAUGGGAAAGACAAGAAGAAAUAAGAAAACAAAAAGAAAAAGCCGAAAGAAUAAGAAAGGAAUGGGACAGAAGGUUAAAUCCUAAAACCAAAGAAGAUUUUGAUCUUUUGUACGCACAUCUGGAAAAAUGGCGCCUAGAAGAAAUUGAAAGGAUUGAACAGUUGUACUCUGGUCCAGAGCGCAAAGCUGCUUUAAUUGGCCUGGUUGAGCAAGAAGCCUAUCUUAUUGCAUCCAUUGACAGACACAAGAUUGCUGCAAGUAAUGAGAACAUGGACAAGAAAGUCAAGUCAUUUCUUGAUAAGGCUGCAGCACCUAAGAGAUGGAGAGCAUUUGAUGGCAAGAUCACAGAGAUGGACACACCCUACACUAUCCGAGCACAGGAACUAAGAGACAUUUACAAUACAUUGUGUAUGAAGUAUCUAACACAAGAUGAACGGCUGGAUGUACUCUUAACACUUAAACACACAGUAAAGGAGCAUGAUUGUAAGCUUACCCAUGAGAUCGUUGAGCUGAUUGAUAGAGAAGCUGAUCUAUUGAUGAGAGGAGUCAAAGAAAACAAUCUGGAAGGUCUCCGUAAGAGAAUCUCUACUUUGUUCUUACAAUACUGCAAGACACCACUGUUUAACCCUGAGGCUGCACGUUUGAUCAAGGUACCUCAAGAUCCAACUGUCCUGAGAAAAAAUAUUUACUUCUGUCCAAGCUGUAACCGGUAUCUCCCAUCAACUGAGUUUAAGUUGUCACUUACCUCCAGUGUCGUAGGGCGUUGCCGAAAGUGCAUUAAACUUGACAAUGAUGCUCGUCUGCGUCAGGACUUGUUACAAUACAAGAAUAUGUUGAGGGGGCUACGGCGUGUUGAAGAAGACUUUGAGGAUGGAUCUCAAAUCGCUUAUCUCAUCCAGGAACCAGACCUACGAUAUUUAGUUGAGAAUAUCUGGAAUUCCCAGAGUGCGUUGAGUGCACAUGAUGACUUGUUUGAUCUGGUUCUGGUUCGAUGGAAUAAACACGAGGAAUGGUCACCAUGGAACUGCAUUCUACUAACGAAAGAAGAGGCUAAAGCUCACAGCAAACUAGACAAUGUUACUGAGGCUUAUGGUCGCAUGUUUAUUGGAAAGAUUCUUCACAAGCAUUUAUUGGCCAGGAACUACUUCUCUAGACUUCCUGGAAUGGCUGAACGGAUGAAGAGUAAAAUAUCUCCACAGUCGGCCGGAGCGACUAAAGGACCCCAGACUGUGUACUGAUAUAAAUAUAUAUUCAUUAUUUGUAUAAAUAAUAUGCAAUAGAAUACACGCCGUGCCGUUCAUGGCAUUUUUAAUGUAAAUAGGUAUUUUGAAAAUAAAUUUCAUUUCCUUGUA
Actinia tenebrosa (Australian red waratah sea anemone) is the source of this 2614-nucleotide messenger RNA. RefSeq names its product IQ motif and ubiquitin-like domain-containing protein. Gene Ontology annotation, cellular component: motile cilium; acrosomal vesicle. Gene Ontology annotation, biological process: cilium assembly; flagellated sperm motility. The record is from RefSeq and is a predicted model, not a curated record. Gene Ontology annotation, molecular function: protein binding. Lineage: Eukaryota; Metazoa; Cnidaria; Anthozoa; Actiniaria; Actiniidae.